Messenger RNA from Henningerozyma blattae CBS 6284, 1749 nucleotides. RefSeq names its product putative indolepyruvate decarboxylase family protein (gene PXP1). Gene Ontology annotation, cellular component: peroxisome. The transcript has a single exon. Gene Ontology annotation, molecular function: thiamine pyrophosphate binding; catalytic activity; magnesium ion binding. NCBI's taxonomy places the organism in Eukaryota, Fungi, Ascomycota, Saccharomycetes, Saccharomycetales, Saccharomycetaceae. Gene Ontology annotation, biological process: fatty acid alpha-oxidation. The record is from RefSeq and is a predicted model, not a curated record. The coding region runs from base 1 to 1749 and encodes 582 amino acids.
AUGUCCAAACAAUUUGCUAGGAUAUUAAAGCAUCAUGGUAUUACUACGGUUUUUGGAAUUGUAGGUAUACCGGUGGUGGAAAUUGCUGAACAGUUACAAGAUGAAAAUAUUAAUUUCAUUUCCAUGAGAAAUGAACAAAGUUCUUCAUAUGCAGCUUCGAUCUAUUCUUAUCUAGAUAAUUACUACAACAAUAGCAAUGGCGGCAAUUCACAGAAGAAACCUGCUGUUUUAUUGGUAGUGGGUGGCCCAGGGAUUAUCCAUGCAUUGGCGGGCAUUUACAACUCAAUAAUGAACAAGUUCCCUCUAUUAGUCAUUGCAGGCACUGUUGCAAAAGAUGAAGAAUACAAGAUGGGGUUCCAAGAAAUGGAUCAUUUAUCAAUGUUACAAGGGUUCGAUUUGAAAUUCAAGGGUAAUUUGACUUGGGAAAAUAUGGAACGAAUCACUUAUUUAGCUAUCAAGAAUUGUUGUAAUGGUAAUAAUAACGGCGUUUCAUUCUUGAAUUUCCCUGCAGAUUUGAUCCAAGAUACGAGGGUGAAAGAUUUGGAAUUGACUCAUUGUCAUAACCAUAUUUUACAAAUGGGUCCCGAUCCAAAUCAAAUCGAUCGUAUUGUCAAAUUUCUAACUAAAUCUUCAUCUUUGCAAACUCUUUUAAUUAUCGGUAAAGGUGCUAUUAAUACUGAUAUUACCAAAAUCAAUGAAUUUGUCAAUAAAUUUCAACUACCGUUCUUACCAACCCCCAUGGCAAAGGGUAUCGUGCCAGAUUCUCAUCCUUUAAACGUUUCUGUUGCCAGAUCAUUUGCUUUAAAGAAUAGUGAUAUUAUAAUAGUGAUUGGUGCUCGUUUAAAUUGGAUCCUUCAUUUUGGUUCAUUUGGUAAAACAAAAUUUAAACCUGGUUGUCAAUUCAUUCAAAUUGAUAACGAUUCAGAAGUCCUAGGUUGGAAUAAUAAUCAAGGGAAUGAAAAUUGUUUAUUAUCGGACAUUGGACUCGCAUUAGAUUCGAUUUCGCAAAAGUUACCCUUGGGGUUCAAAUUUUCCAAAGAGAAGCAAGAGGAUAAUAAAUUAUCAAAUGAAAUUCAAAAAAUUAUUGAAAAUAAUACAAACAAAUUACGAUUAAAACAAAGAUAUGACCACAAUAAUGGCGCCCCCUCUUAUGAACAAGUAUAUUAUAAAUUAAACCAAGUCAUUAAUGACAAACAAACAAUCUUAGUCACUGAAGGUGCAAAUACAAUGGAUAUUGCAAGAAUUUGUUUCCAAACAGAUUACCCAUUACAUAGAUUAGAUUGUGGUACUAAUGCCACUAUGGGUAUUGGGAUAGGUUAUGCUAUUGCCUCUAAAUUGGCAGUCCCUGAUAAAUUAACUGUUUUAAUCCAAGGUGAUUCUGCAUUUGGAUUUUCAGGAAUGGAAUUAGAAACAAUAUCAAGAUUUAAAUUAGGGAUAGUCGUUAUUAUUAUGAAUAAUAGUGGUAUUUAUCAUGGGAAUGAAAAGUUUAAUCCAAUGGAACCUUAUUCAAAUAAAGUCACCGAUUUAACUUAUAAUUGUAGAUAUGAUAUAAUGGCUCAGGGAUUGGGUUGUAAUGGAUAUCUUGUAAAAGAUUUAAAUCAAUUACAAUCAGUAUUCCAUCAUGCAAGUACGUUAGCUAUGGAAAAAAAUCAAUGUAGCGUCAUUAAUAUGAUAAUAUCUCCGGGAAAACAAGGGAAAUUGGAAUUUGCUUGGCAAAACAAGGGUAAACAAUUAAAUACCAAACUUUGA